Scutellospora calospora is the source of this 447-nucleotide messenger RNA. Lineage: Eukaryota; Fungi; Glomeromycota; Glomeromycetes; Diversisporales; Gigasporaceae. The record is from the annotation of a GenBank genome assembly.
AUGGCGUUCCAAGGUUAUUCAUGCGAACGUGGUAUAGUUCAUCAAUUGGCUAAGGUUGAAGGUGCCGCUUUGAUAGGUACUAAAGUGAGAGCACCACUUAGCAAAUAUGAACAAGUCUAUGUUUUGCCAAUGGAGAAUGUUCUAGCUACAAAAGGCACAGGUGUUGUCUCUUCUGUACCGUCAGAUUCUCCUGACGACUAUACAGCGCUUCAAGAUCUCAAGAAAAAAUUUACUUAUUACAAGAUUGAUCCUUCGUGGGCUGAUUUCGAUCCUACUCCUAUUAUUAACACGCCUACCUAUGGUGAUCUUGUUGCACCAGCUGUGUGUAAAUUAAAAAAGAUCAAUUCCCAAAAGGAUCGUGUACAAUUGGCUGAGGCCAAAGAUAUAGCUUAUAAAGAAGGGUUUUAUAAUGGUACAAUGUUAGUUGGCGAUUUUAAAGGGAAACCA